This is a messenger RNA of Eruca vesicaria subsp. sativa (arugula), 1669 nucleotides long. The record is from the annotation of a GenBank genome assembly. NCBI's taxonomy places the organism in Eukaryota, Viridiplantae, Streptophyta, Magnoliopsida, Brassicales, Brassicaceae.
CUUCCCCUCUUCUGUUUCUCCUGGUACCUCUCUCCCCUCUCUAUCUCUUUUCAUUCUCUGCAUUGGGUGAGAGAGAGAGGGUAGGUGAAAUCUGAAAGGAAUCAAAUAUCGUUGGAGUUGUUGUCUAUUUUUUGUUUACAGCUGUGACAUUCAUCAAAAGCUAUGGAUUUCAAUCAACAAGCUCAUCCGGAUUGCAUAUAUUCUGCCAAUCCUUUCCAUGAAUGUGCUUCAGCUUGUUUAGAGAGGAUUGCUCAAGGCCAUGUGAUCAAGAAGAGCCCUAAGAAGCAAGGUUCAAAGAUUCUUAGCUUCUCAGGAAGUUUCGGUAGGAAAAAGAAGGAAACGCAUUCACAACCGCCUUCACCGUUAUCUGCAAGGCCUAAUCAAAACGGUGGUGGCGUUUUUGGAAACGCUAAUAAUACCCCAAGGGUUCAUCGUUCAGUACCUCCACCUGUUGCUGUAAAGAACAAGAAAGUUUCUGAUUCGGACAAGUCUUUCUCCUCUUCUUCAUCCGGCGACCCUGAUGAUUUCUAUAAGCAUAAACCGGAGAUGAAACUCUCUCAAAUCAUGCCUUUUUCACCUAAACCGGGAAAACAAGAACAAGACGUGAAUAAGACUGAAGCAUGCACAGAAACUACACUGUUUAAUCUCCUAAGCUCUCCAAUACAGCAUGAAAAAGAGAGCAGUGAUGAUUACAAUGAUGAUGAUGACAACAUCAAUGAGAUUGGAGUAGAGCUCGAUCUUGAAUCAGUUAUGUCUGACACUUUUGUCUCUGUCGGAAAAUACAAAGUGAGGUCUGGUUCGUCACCAAUUCUAACCGGUAUCAUCGAGAAACAUGGAGACAUUGCUCAAGACUGUAAGCUGGAGUCAGACUCAAUGCGGUCCCGUUACCUCGAGUGUUUAUGCUCAUUAAUGCAGGAGCUCAGGUCAACUCCUGUCGGGCAGUUGACUAAAGUCAAAGUCAAAGAGAUGCUCGCAGUUCUCAAAGACUUGGAGUCUGUGAACAUCGAAGUGGCCUGGCUACGUACGGUUCUUGAGGAGUUUGCGCAGUCUCAAGAAGAUGCAGAGAAUGAGAAAGAGAUGCAAGAGGAGUUAGUGAAGGCUAAGAGAGAAGAGCUCGAAGCUCAAGAAGUCGAUUUGGUUCGGUUGGAGGAGGAAGUGGCCAAAGCGAGGUUAGGGAUCGAGGAGACAAGGGCUGUGGUGGUCGAGAUGGAAAGGGAACGGUCGAGGAUGGAGAAAAUGGGAUUCAAAAUUGAGAAGUUUAAAGGGAAAGCGUUUAUAGAUGAGCUUCUGUGAGAUUGUGAUGUUGUUAGUAGUAAGUAGUAGCCCAAAAAUUUUACAAAAAAAAAAAAAAAAGUAGUAGUCCAAAAAUCAAAAUACUCUAAAUGAGUUGUUUUUAAAGUUUAGGCUUUAAGGUUGAUAAAAAAAAUGUUUAGGCUUUAAGUAUAUGGGAAAGCUUUCACUAAGGUGAAUGUUGUUGCUUAUUAGUAGUAACUUGUGAUGGUGUUGAAGUUUUUUUUGUUGAGAUAUCGUGUUUGUUGCUACUAAAUAAAUAUGUUUUGGCUUUGUGAUGCAAAGUGUAUGUUUAUUUAUUAGUAACUUGUGAAGGUGUUGAAGUCUUUUUGUUAAGAUAUCUUGUUUGUUGCUACUAAAUAAAAAUGGUUGUUUUGCC